ACAAGCUCAACUUCUCUGUUCACGCCGCUGUUUUCUGAAAUGUCUUUGUGAUGCCUACUUUACGCAGUGGAAACUGUUACUGACUGCUAUGUGCCAUCGUUAGCCCUUUCUUGAAUCCUUUCACUCAGAAUUGUUCGAUCGGGAUCCAUGGCUGGCAUGCGCCGGGUAUUCUCACGAUGUAUCACUUGAUGAAAGGCCUGUAUAUGUAUGCGACCAGCAAAGAAGAAUUCUCCGUCUUACUAUUAGGCCUUGACAAUGCGGGCAAAACCACUCUUCUCGAACAAAUCAAAGCCGCUCAUUCUACCACCCAACAUCCGAACCUAAAGACUGUCCCUACCGUCGGUCAAAAUGUCUCGACCAUCUCCCUUCCCGAUAUGUAUUUGAAGAUUUGGGAUAUCGGGGGACAGCACAGCCUACGAGGACUAUGGCAAAGCUAUUACUCAAGCUGUCAUGCGAUCGUCUUCGUGAUCGAUAGCACGGACAUCGGCGACGCGGAGCUGGCGAAACUAUCGAGCCCCGACGGCCACAACGAAGAUGAUUUUGGGCGGUUGGAGGAAUGCAAACUCGUCCUCGAGGACGUUCUACUGAAUCAAGACACGGAGGGCGUCCCAGUCCUGGUUCUGGCGAACAAGCAAGACAGGGAAGACUGUGUGGAGGUCGUCAGGAUCAAGGAGGGACUGGUGAGGAAGGUAUUCGAAGGAGAGAAAGGUGGGAGCGUUAGAGACAGCCGCGUCCUGCCAUGUAGUGCAUUGACUGGCACCGGAGUCACAGAGGCGGUCGAAUGGCUAUGCAGUCGGGUCAAAUGGAAUAAAGAGGCGCGACCGCCAACGAUGCGAUGAUAUGAUGGAUAUGAUACCCUUAACUCUGGAAUUUCUCAUUUCGAAUGAACGUUAGGAUUCGUUACGCCGUCCGAAUCAUUAUGCGUCUCUGCCAAACACCAGAUCCAAUCCAUAUACACCGGGACGCUUAGAAUCAAAGCCUUUGUCCGCCGUCAUUACUCAUAUCUUGAUCUUAAUAUCACAGACAACCUCAAUCCACCAUGCUAUCCUGCAUCCCUUCUCCUCGACUUUCGAAAUUGCCGAUCCUCCCGUGCAACCGCUUCGUAGCUCGGUAGUGCUUCGUCUUCGCUAUUGAGAUUCGAGUCUCUUGACCCUCGCCUCUCACCAUUGUGCCGCAAUCUCCCUGCCCUUUCGCUUUCUUCCAGCUGCUCGAGCCUCUGCCGUUCCUUUUCUUUCCGUUUGUGCUUGAUCUUCAG
Messenger RNA from Eremomyces bilateralis CBS 781.70, 1255 nucleotides. Its product is annotated as P-loop containing nucleoside triphosphate hydrolase protein. NCBI's taxonomy places the organism in Eukaryota, Fungi, Ascomycota, Dothideomycetes, Eremomycetales, Eremomycetaceae. The record is from RefSeq and is a predicted model, not a curated record. Gene Ontology annotation, biological process: protein localization to organelle; Golgi to plasma membrane protein transport; intracellular protein transport. The transcript has 2 exons. Gene Ontology annotation, cellular component: Golgi apparatus. Bases 177 to 839 code for a protein of 220 amino acids. Gene Ontology annotation, molecular function: GTPase activity; GTP binding.